GUCCUGGCUCUUCCUCCUGGGCGUCUUCCUCCCUCUUGGGCUGUUCCGGGUGAGACGUCUCCCUCCCUCCGCCCCUCUGAUCCUCUUAUCAGCGAGUAAGCGGCCAAGAUGGAUGUUGCAAACCAGUUGGUGGCCCAAGGGCAGUUCACGGUAGUCAAGCAACCUCUGGGAUUUAUAAAAAUUCUACAAUGGAUCUUUGCAAUCUUCGCCUUCUCGACAUGUGGCAGCUACUCUGGCAUGUUCAAGAUGAGCGUGGAGUGUAAAGAACGGUCAGAGAGUGACCUAGGCAUUGAAGUAGAAUUUGAAUAUCCAUUCAGGCUCCAUCAGGUUUACUUCGAUGCCCCCACCUGUACGGGAAGAAAUACUGAGCGUCUGUUCCUGGUCGGAGACUACUCCUCCUCAGCUGAGUUCUUUGUCACCAUUGCCGUGUUUUCCUUCCUCUACUCCAUGGCAGCCCUCUCUGUAUACUGCUUCAUACUGGAGAAGUACCGCGAAAACAACAAGGGGGCUCAGAUUGACUUUGUUGUGACAGCAGUAUUUGCCUUCAUGUGGCUGGUGUCCUCCUGUGCUUGGGCUAAAGGCCUGUCAGAUGUGAAAUCAGCCACCGAUCCAGAGCGGGUUAUCACUUUCAUCUCAGCCUGUGGCGAGUCAGAGAAUCGCUGCAAUGAGGUCUACGACCCCAAGGUCUCCGGCCUCAACACCUCCGUGGCUUUCGGUUUCAUCAACCUGAUCCUGUGGAUAGGAAACCUGUGGUUUGUGUUCAAGGAGACCGGCUGGAUGGCCGCCUUCUCCGGAACAUACGUCCCAUCACAGGAAAAGCAGCCUGCCCCCGAUUCCUUUGGCCAGGCAGGCUACGGUCAGCAGGACCCCUACGCCGGCUCCCAGGGAGGAUACCAGCCAGAGUACGGCCAGCAGGGAGGCUACAACGAGGACGGAGGUUACAGCCAGGGCUAUGAGCAGCAGCCCACCUCCUACUCUAAUCAAAUGUAAACCUGUCCAGUCUAACCACAGCUGGAAGAUGGGUGACCUUCUGAUUUCGGAGGGUGGCUCUCGACCACCUCCUGCAUUUCCUCACUCCUCUGUUUGUCUGUUUGUGUAUCUGUGAGUUGACAGGCGGAGGGAGGGAGGCAUGGAGGGCAAAAACUGGUGGUGGGGCCUGGGGAGGGGAGCACCACUGGGUUGACAAGAUGGUGGGGAGGGUAAAAAAAAAAAAAGGGAGGGAGGGGGGGUCUUUGCUGUAACAUGAUGUUUAUUCUCGUGAUGUAUUUAACUGUAGAAGACAACAGAGGAUUGUCUGUUUGGUUAUACGAGAAAAACUUGAAUACAAAUACCAAAACAUUCGUUGACGAACAUUUAAGAGAAAUCUUGUAAUGGAAAAGACUUACAUUUAUGGAAAAACAAAACAAAAAAAACAAUUGUAGUAAUAUUUAACUUGGGAGAAUGUAUUUGUCUGUGCUGUGUAAAUAUCAACAUGCUGAUAUAUACGAUUAUAUGUACACAGUUGAAUAAUUGUGCACUCCAUAUAAGUUGUUAUACAACAAAUGUUGAGCACAGAGUUAUUCAAUUGGAUUUACUUUGGUUCUGUUCAGGAGCUCACAUAGUUUAGUCUUUGCCCUUCAAUUUCCCUUAAAUUAUUCAUACCAUAAUAUGUUUUCAUUUACUCAUUUCAGAAUCUACGAACAUCUUUUUUUAAAAUUUUCUCAUGUGUUUUUGUUUUUAAUGUUUUCAUUUGAUCAGCAUUAUUAACAGGAUUUAAAGAGCGGGGGAGGGGAUGGUUGUUGAAAGUAUGGCAAAUAUUGACAAAAGAGAUUUAUCCAUAUAUGAAAAAUGAGCAGAGAAAGAGUAAUGUUUAGCGAUGAGAGUGAAUAGAUUAGGUUUUAAGUAUUUUAACUUUAUUUAUGUUUUUAUACAUUUUGUUCCCAUCAAAUAUUGCUGUACGCGCAAGGGUGAACCCUUGUAAAACACAGAAUAUUUAAAAUCCUGACGUAUAAGAUCAAAAAUGCAUAGGGUUAAGAAAAAUUAGUGAGCAUGGUAGCAUCUCAUAUUUGCCGUGCUGUUUUUUUUUUCCAAAACUGCGAUAGUGUGCUGUCAGUAUGAAAUUUGUGAAUCGGGGCAGUGAACAACAGUUUUAGCGACGUGUGUUUGUUUAUUUGUUUAUGGAUUUAUGUAACGGCAUCAAACAAAUGUUGUCAAUGAACCUCGUCCUGUUUUGAUCGCCUUUUAUGUGGUCCAGAAAGUUGUAAGACAGAGUCAUAUAGUUUUUUAACUGGUGUUUCUAUCACACUGUAAUCAGACGUACAUACUCACUCAUCAACAUGAGCUGUAGGUAAAUGAGAAUCAAGUAUAUUACACUUUAAAGACCAUGGCUAGACCAUAGUAAACACAUAUUAUUAUGAGGCCGUCUGAUAUGUCUCCAUAUAUACUUCUCCUGCAUCCUCAAUCCUUCUUUAUCUCCUCUCUCUCUCUCGAAGGCAAGCGAAUUUACUGCAUGCAUCCUUAUAUCCUAAAGCAUCCCUUAACAUGUUUGAGAGGCUGAGGCUCAAGGCUGCAGGAAAGUCAGACUACACAGUAAUACCGUGGUAAUUUUGAUCCAUCAUAGUGGUUACUACACAAAACGUACAGCAGCUCUGCUAUAUUCUUCUCAAAGCACAAAGUAAAUGCUGCAAUAACUACUUCUUUCCAAAUAUAUAAAUACACCUGUCCUACUGCCAAUCCUCUGUUUGGAUAUAGAAGAUCGUGUUUGCCAAAUGGUAAGAGAUGUAAUUGGUAGUUUUUGCUUCCACUGUCCUCAUAAGGAUGAAUUGUUGUCCAUCUCCAGUAUAUAUUGAUCCAUUGCUCAGCCUUGGAUUCACUCAUUUUUUUUUAAAUCAGGGUUCUUUGAUUCAGGCGGUGUAGAAGCACCUGGCUUUCUCUCUUCCUCUAGUCCACCCCACCCUACCCUCUGUUUCUUUCUCUCUUUCACUGUAGCUCUUAUAAAUAUGCUGAAAUGAAAUAUACUCUGUUGUUAGUGGUGAAUGAUGUCUUGUGGUACUCUCUACGCCUUUGGAUAGUGCUGUGUUUAUUGUGUAUGAUGUAUUCAUAUUAGUAUUUAUGAUAAUGAUAAGUCAGAGAAAAAAAAAAUAUCCAAGGCUCUCCAGAAUUCUGCUGUAUUCUUAUUAUAUGGGAUCCAUGUGAAACAAAAUGAAAUAAACUUGAAAUUAUUCUGUUGAAGGUUAAAA
Larimichthys crocea (large yellow croaker) is the source of this 3218-nucleotide messenger RNA. RefSeq names its product synaptophysin b (gene sypb). The record is from RefSeq and is a predicted model, not a curated record. The transcript has 7 exons. Gene Ontology annotation, cellular component: synaptic vesicle membrane; synaptic vesicle; presynaptic active zone. Lineage: Eukaryota; Metazoa; Chordata; Actinopteri; Sciaenidae. Bases 109 to 990 code for a protein of 293 amino acids.